AUGCUUUCUCUUAAUAGCAUGUUUAGGGCACGAGUUUGUUUCAUUACUAACUCUUUGAGUUCCGCACGCAGUGCUGGCACUCGACCUAAAGCCCCGUGGUGCCUGUCAGGAUUCGGACAACCGAGGGGAAAUCACCUCCAUGUUGUUAGAAGGUCGCCGCUUAACCUGAAAAUCAAGGUGCAGUCUCUCACGCCAUCGUCAUAUCUUUCUACCUGCGCUCAAUCUGAAGAUGGGAAUCUUAUUUACACAGGCAGUCUGGGAACCGCAGUUCGUGGGGUGAAGUUCUUCUCUUACAGCACAAGCGCGGCCAGUCUCUUUCUCAUGCCACAGAUCCUCUUGAAAACUGGAAUCGGCGUCCAGAGCCUUGCCCUCCAAGUGGUUUUCUGCGGCAUUAUCGGCUGCUUCACCUUCCUUACCCCAUUGUUCCUCCACCUUCUUACCAAGGGUUACGUCAUUCGUCUGUACCACAACCCGGAGCGGGACACCUAUACCGCAAUAACCUACAGCGUCUUCCUGACUGAGCUAAGGACAGUCUUUCAUCAGAAGCAGGUCAGUAUACCAGCUGUCAGCAAGAUGUUCACCACCUUCUACGCCAACAACACGGGGAUGCUGGUGAACCCCGAUAUGUUCUCCCUGCCUCAGGACUACAAUCACCUGAUGGGCUAUGAUAAGCCUUUCACUUUAAAAGCAGAAUACAUGGACAGACCGUGA
Nerophis lumbriciformis (worm pipefish) is the source of this 711-nucleotide messenger RNA. The record is from RefSeq and is a predicted model, not a curated record. Lineage: Eukaryota; Metazoa; Chordata; Actinopteri; Syngnathiformes; Syngnathidae.